Messenger RNA from Cladocopium goreaui, 1514 nucleotides. The record is from the annotation of a GenBank genome assembly. NCBI's taxonomy places the organism in Eukaryota, Dinophyceae, Suessiales, Symbiodiniaceae.
CACUGGGGCAGUGGUUCUCUGCAGUGAAAGAUGCUAAGGGGCCGCUUGCGCAGCUGCCACUUGAUGGUUUCCUUGCAAUGGCCACCUAUGCUGAUCGAAGGUUUCGGCUGGUAUGCGCAUGGCCCGUGAAAGCUGCAGAGUGCCCCAUUCUUGUCUCAAAGAGGAAAAACCGUGCUGCUCCUGGGGAUGGCUCUUUGUUGGCAUUCUACCGUGAAAGAUAUGGCUUGGAAGCUAGCGACCUGCAGCAGUGCGUGCUAGAGGCAGGUGAUGGGACGGUCCUUGCUCCUGUGGCGGCUGCAACUGGUGCUAUGCUAUCUACACAGCUUAGAGGAGGACUUGAAGCAUGCGGAAGGGCUGAUGAAUUUCACUUUACAGCACAGGCGCCUGCUGGGCCUGCUAAGCCUGCUGAGCCUGCUGAGCCGGGCCCUAUCCGCUUGCUGCCUGAGUUUUUGCGACCCCACCCGCUUUCGCAGUCCGUCACCUUGCUGCGCGCUCUGAAGCUCCUUCCUUUGCUCCUCCAGAAACUGAAGCGCCUGGAUGCCAUGGCCGAGCUUGGCGCAUUGCUCGCGGAUUUGCUCGAAUACAAGCGACAUCCGGAAUCAAAGCGUUCGGAAUUCACUUUUCUGCAACCUUUCCAGACAAGAACCUACGACGGACGCCGGCAUGCCUUAGAAGAGGAGCGGCGGCUGCUUCAGCGCCUCAGCGAGUUUCAAGUCGAUCAUGCCGAUCAAGACCAGGAGACCGCCUCUCAUCUCCUUUCGAAGGUCGAGAUGGAAUGGAUUCUGGAGGUGGCAACAACAGGCACUGGCGCAGAAGAGCCGUAUGACUUCACUCGACUUGCUUGGCUGGGCGAUGCAGUUGUUUUUUUCAUCGCAGUGACUUUGGAGUGCAAAGAGGAAGGUCCACUGGAGCUUCGGCAAAGAAGAGCAGCCGCCCUGAUCUCUAACAGGUGCCUUGCCAAAGUAGCUUCUUCUUUUGGCUUGGAGAGGUUUCUCAACACAGUUCCUAUUGCUGCGAAGAAAGAGCCACCGCCAAUGGGCCAGAAGGUGCCAGCAGAUGCGCUCGAAGCAUUGCUUGGAGCCCUUCUGCUUGUGGGUGGGCUGCAAAGCUGCUUUGUGUUCAUGAGCCGUUUGCAUUGGUUCCACACAGAGGAUGGUGGUGACUACUGCGUUCCUUUCCAAUCUCCCUCAGAUGCUUCCACAUGGCUUGGGGCUGCUCUAGUCCGUUUGAGCUGCACUGCUUGGCUACUGAGUUCCCACCCAGAACUUUCAGCCGAAGGGCUUUCUGAUCUCAGAGCGGAACUUUUGACAGCUGGACCAGAAUCGAGAAUUGCUUCCUUUCCAGCCGGUGCAGAACAAAACCUGCAGAGCUUGGAGAGGUGGGCUGGUCAGAGGAGCAACGAUGGUGUGCCGGUGGGUGGCACAUUUGAGAUGCUUUCUGAAUACUGGGCGGAGCUGCAGAGCUGCAGAGCUGCGCCAGAGAAAAUGGAUGAAAACGGUGCAGAAACAUUAUGA